AUGGAAUCAUAUUAUGAAAAUCGUAAUUAUGAUAACUUAAGCUCAACCAUUAAAAUUGAUAAUUUUGCUACUCCAGAAGCAUUGGUAGAGAAUUAUCGCCAUGAAAUGGAUAUCAAAAGACUACGUGAUGCACUUUCAUCACACCUAAAAGAAGAAGAUGAAAAUAUAGCACAACUACUUAAUACUGCUUAUGGAGACUAUAUGGAUAUAGCUACUGAGAUGCAACCUUUAAUUGAUAGUCUUGUACCUAGUUUACAACCUUAUGAAAGUGAAGUGUACAGCACCUUAAAUCAGAUAUCAGAUAUACUCCAGCACUAUGAAAAACGUCUGAACAAGUUAGUUUUUGAAUAUGAUUAUUUUAAAUUUUGUAAACUAGAAUUAUCAUUUUAUAAGUCAUGUGAACAAUACUCAAAAACUCUAAGGACAAAAUUACAAAGCAUAGUAGAUUGUUUUGCAUUAAAUAAAGCAGUAAGCUUAGGCAAAAUUUCUUUCAUAUUAGUGGUGGUUAUUUACUUCACUAUUAAAAAGACUACUAAGCUUAGAAAAAUUUCAGAUAGUAUAAUGCAAGAAGUUGUAAAAAUCCAAGACUCAAGCAAAAAGUCUGUUUUGGAGCUACCCGAUAAAUAUAAUAGGAAAUCUGGAUAUUACAUUAAGAAGUGCCUGAAAUUCUGCGAUGAAUUCAUUUUAGACCUCAAAUCUUAUAUUUUAGAAGCAUCAAAAGUGUUUAUUAGACUUGAUAAAGAUUUCUCAAACUUGGUAAAAUCUGAUAAUACUAAUCUGCUCACUUCUAAUGGAAGACUUAUAUGCCAUUCUUUGACUAUUCUAAAUUUGCAUGAAGAAUUCAUUAAGUUGACUCAUAAGAAAUUAGAUACAGAAAUAUUUUCAAAUUCCGACUUUUCAAAAUUUUUUAAUGACAAAAUUCCAUUUUUAUCAGCAAUCAAACAUGUAGAAAAUUUACUUUUAAGCGAAUCUUUAAAAAUGACUAUUCAAACUAUUGCUGCAAGUAUCCUUAUGAUGCCUUGUAAAAAAAAUGUCAAAAUUUGCACAGAUUGGUUUGUAAAAGGAAUUCUUAUUUAUUGCCUUAGUAAAGUUGAAACAAUAAUGAACUCAUCAUUGGCAAGUCCAGCUGCUCCUAUGGAUCUAUAUUUACAUCAAAUUAUUUCUAUUGUAAGUUUUAUCGAGUCAUGUGAACAAAUUUUGGUUAAUUCGAAAAAUUAUGUACAAAACUAUUUACCAUGUUUAAAUUUACAACUAAUUAUUGCAUUUAGAGAAAACCAAGAUGCCAAUGUAUACACGAAAAGGUGGAAAUUCGGAACAUAUUGGAACUUAAUAUACAGAAAUUUGUUAAGUAGGAGAAUGAUUAUUAAAAAUGAAAAAGUUGAAUUUAAUAAAGUUUAUAUUCAUGAGAAAACUAAAUAUUGGCUCAAAUAUACGGUUGAAGUAACUAAACAAGUAAGAUGGAUACUAGGAGUUGCAACAAUUCAGCCAGAUACACCUUUGCCCCCUUCUAGGUGUAUGGUUCCUUUGUUUUCUCGUUGUUUAUAUGCAUGUGUUACACUAUUUUAUGAUUAUGCAUCUUAUAUUUUGUCAUUUUUGAAAAUAAGUGAUUUUAUUAAGGAUAGCAACCCAGGAGUAGCAAACUCUAAUUAUACACCUAGAAUUUUAGAGAAUGGAGGUGAUGAAAAUUACCUUAAGGAAUCUUCACAGACGAACGAAUUAGUCUGGGAUAAUAAUACGAAACCUGAACAUAUUAUAUUUAUUCUUCUAGAUAUGUUUACAUUUACAAACUGGAUUAGAAAUAUGUUCAUAAAGGAACUAUUUCAUCAUAUGAAUAUAUUACAUAGUGAAUACUUGAGUAUGGGAAUAGGUCAAUUUAAAUGGAAAAAAGUACCAAAUAUAAUUAAUAUAGAGGUAUUGAAACAGAAAAUUAGUCAAGAUAUUCUUGAAAAUGGACUAUAUUACCAUAUAGAUAUUAAUGUUGUAAAUAAUAUAAAACCUGUUAUAGGGGAAUAUUUAUAUAAACAAACAAUGAACAUAUUUAGCCCUGGAAUAAGAGCUAGUACUUGUUUAUAUAGAAUAUCAGGUAACUCAAAACAAAUUUUAGAUAUGAAUAAUUGUAAUGAAGAAGAAAAAACUAGUCUUCAACCAAGUAGUUUUGUUGAUAAUGCUACAAAACCUUUGCAAGUAUUUCUUAAAUUUUCCGAUAAUGUAUUAAGUUCAGUUAUAGAGAAUAUUAAUGACUUUAUUCUCCAUAAAAUACAAGAAUUUUUUACUUCCGUUAUUUACGAUAGUAUGGAACUUAUUUAUCAAGGUAUAUACAAUAUUUGCGAAAACCAAAUCACUACAGCAAAACAACAACUGGCGUCCAUACAAAAACUUGUCAAAGAUGGCAAUGAUACACAUGCAGCUAAUAUACUAGAUCCAAAGGGAAUUAUUCAACAAUACUCCACUGAUAUACUAUUUUGGAAUACUAAAUUAAUUCAUACUCUACCUUUAUUUCAUAACUUAGGAUUUGAUAGUGAUCCUGCCAAGAUUACUUCAAAUAUUGAACAAAUUUCAAGUUAUAUAAAUUUAAAGAGCUUACUAAAUUAUAUAUAG
Cryptosporidium muris RN66 is the source of this 2598-nucleotide messenger RNA. RefSeq lists its product as uncharacterized. The coding region runs from base 1 to 2598 and encodes 865 amino acids. The record is from RefSeq and is a predicted model, not a curated record. The transcript has a single exon. NCBI's taxonomy places the organism in Eukaryota, Apicomplexa, Conoidasida, Eucoccidiorida, Cryptosporidiidae.